UUUCCGGGUCAUGUGGGCUUUCUUCGAAUGCUUCUCUCCCAACCCAACAUCACGCCUUCCCCUCACCCCCAUGACCCCCAGCCGCCCCAUGGAUCCCCUGCCGCCGCCGCCGCCGCCCCCGCCGCCCGCCCGCGUCGCCGACGGCGAGGGCCAUGCUAGCCGUCGCCACGUGGCUCCGCGCGCGCCACCGGAGCGGCCGCUGCCUCCUGCUGGCGCUCUGCUCCCCGGUGCUCGUCCCCCUGCUCUGCGCCACUUUCCCCCUGCUCUGCGCCGCCGAGCUCUGCCUCCGGCUCUGCUGCCGGAAGAGGAGAUCCGGGGACGAGGGCUGCGGCGGAGGCGAGGAAGGGGAGGAUGAGGAGGAAGAGGCGGCGGAGCGGCUGCGGAGAUGCGAAGAGGGGCGCUGCGGCGGCGGCGGCGGCGGCGGCGGGGAGAGCGAGGUGGGGGCGUUGCUCCAGCGGUACUUGGAAGAUCAGCUGAGGCUGGUGGGAUCUGUGUACGAGUGCGGGGACGACGGCGACGGCGACGGCGACGGGCGACGACGGGGAUGUCGGGUUUCUCGAGAGCUGUCGGAGUCCUCUGCUCGCUUGAGUUUGAUUGGUAGAUGGGAUUUGAUUCGGUGGGGAUUUUCUUUCUCUUUCUCUUUCAAUUUCUUUUCUGGGAAUUUCGAUUUUGCUCCGUUUGGCCAUGGAAUUUUUACUUUUGUACAUGAUGAUGAAAUUGCUAAUCAACAGCGUGGUAAUCGCGAAAAAAAGCGAGAUUGCCCUUUGAACAAUCUACCUCUUCCUUGUUCUAUUUCGCUCCUCUCCCUUUUCUAUCGAUUGGAUGUGAAAUGCAGUGUCCCACCAUUCUUCAACUUUUCACUUGGAGUCUCUCUCUCUUUCUCUCUCUCUCUCUCUCUCUCUCUGUCUGCAAAGUCCAAAGCAAAACUGGCCAUUUUCCACUGCGGAAUUCUCGCUCUAUUCAGUCGGUCACUGCGCAUUGCCUAGUUUGGAAAUUUCUCACGGUUGGCUCGCGCUUGUUAGGCGAAAGAGGGAGCUGAGAUGCAAUCCAAACAUUAAGAAUUCUCUUCUGUAUCGAUGGAAAUUAGGAGAUGGUACUUAAAAUUUGAGGGACGACCAUUGAGAUCGAAUGCGCGAAAGGAUCCUAAUGCGAUUCGAUGCCCGCUUAAAUUGGAAAUAAGCCAGAUGAAGAGGUGAGGAGAAUCGUGUAGUAGCAUCAGACUUCCUUCGUUAAGAAGUUACCCGAUUUUAACGAUUUGCGUGGACUUCUUUUUGAUGUAUUGGGAUAAAUAGAUACGAGAUAGUGGUGCUGGAAUCCCAUGGCCCAUGGGAUUGCUCGGAUGGGUUGGAGCUUUUGUUUUCCUUAUUUGUAAAGUCUACAUUUGAAUUAUCAUAUAUUACAUUUUGCGUUGGCUCCGGUCAAA
Molecule: messenger RNA, 1423 nt
Organism: Eucalyptus grandis
Lineage: Eukaryota; Viridiplantae; Streptophyta; Magnoliopsida; Myrtales; Myrtaceae
Exons: 1
Coding region: 153-986 (277 amino acids)
Source: RefSeq, a predicted model, not a curated record